GGUGACUCAAUAGAUAUUUAUAGCAGACGACACAUACAGUGUAUGUGUGCUGGAGGGUACAUGACCUAGAUUUUCCUACCAGUACAAAUACGACAGCGCUACCUUCAAAUGCGACACUUCACGCUACAGGGCACCUAUUGUAUCGUUUUCAAGAUGGUGGCAAUCUACAUUUUCCUGAUCUGUGUGGUGUCGUCUGCUCUGGCAAAAGACCCACCAAAAUGUUGUCUCCGCGACAGUUGGCAGGCUUACGCUGUACAACCAGAAAUGCUCAGCCUAGACCCGAUGCCCUUCCUGCAAUUCUACUCCGACUUGAUCCUGAAGAAGGAAGCCCAGCAGACUUUUCAGUUAACCCCAGGGUCUGCCCCUGUCAAAAGCUACAGGAUGGUCACCGACCACAGCAAAGGAAGGACGUACAGGAUCUCUCCAGCCGGCGUGUGCACAUCCUUUCCUAACAUAGUCCCUAUGAUCCCAUGUAUACCAGAUUCUGCGACAUUCCUUGGUGAAAGCUACGUUGGUGCCCCUAAAAUUGGCGUCGCCUUCAAUGUCUGGAGAUUUUCGAUUGAACCUUACAAGCUCAACAUUACCCUGAGCGUGGCGCAAGAUUCUUGUAUCCCCAUUCUGGAGCGCAUCAGUAGUCCUAAUGUUAACAUUAGCCUGUCCUUCAGCGGAUUCUCAAGUCCUCUUUAUGACAAGUCGGUGUUUGACGUGCCAAGUGGCUGUUAGCAGGACCUGCAUGACAGUACCAAGACCUGGUCUGGCCAGGUAGCGAUUGAUUAAGACUAAAGUACUACUAAUUCAUGAGAGAUAGCUCUGCGCCUCGUUUCACAACACGGUCUGACCGCUAAGCCUAUGUAAUCGUAUGGGGGUGACAGUUAUCUAAGAUAGCUUUAUGAAAGGGCCCUGAUAGGUGUUAUAGAAUAUAUACUAGAGAUGUUUAUUAUUAUAAAUAUCCAUGGUUAUGAUGGGCAAAAGAUGUGAAUGUAUGUGUACACAUUAGUUCAUUUAUCAUAUACACAUGUCAUUGUAAAAAGUAGAUGCAUUGUACCAGAGACCAUACAAUAGUUUUAUGGUCUCUGAUUGUACUAUUGGCCUUGAUGCCUAAAUUACUGAAUAAACUGUCUCUCUGUCUGUCUGUCUGUACAAAGUGGAAAUUUCAUGAUCAUGAUAAUAAAAUAUUUACUUAA
Messenger RNA from Haliotis rufescens (red abalone), 1184 nucleotides. RefSeq lists its product as uncharacterized. Gene Ontology annotation, biological process: cell-matrix adhesion. The coding region runs from base 109 to 723 and encodes 204 amino acids. Gene Ontology annotation, cellular component: extracellular region; lysosome. The transcript has 5 exons. Lineage: Eukaryota; Metazoa; Mollusca; Gastropoda; Lepetellida; Haliotidae. Gene Ontology annotation, molecular function: calcium ion binding. The record is from RefSeq and is a predicted model, not a curated record.